AAGCGCGGCCGCCGCCAUGCCGCUCGCCUCGGCGCGGCCGCCCGCCAGCGCCGAGCCCUUCGUGCUGGCCGCCAGCCUCGACAACGCCCGCCACCUCUCCAGCCUCCUCAGGGCCGUCCACUUCCAGGACCACGCCACCUGCUUCGCCACGGCCAACGGCCUCAGGGUGACGGUGGAGGACGCCAAGUGCAUCCAGGCCAACGCCUUCAUCCAGGCAGAAAUUUUUCAGGAAUUUGCUGUUCAGGAGGAAUCAGUGACAUUCCGGAUCAAUUUGUCUGUUCUUCUCGACUGCUUGACCAUUUUUGGUACCAGUUCUUUGCCAGGAACAUCAACGGCCCUUAGGAUGUGUUAUCGUGGUUACGGUUAUCCUUUGAUGCUGUUCUUGGAAGAAGGAGGAGUAGUGACAGUGUGCAAAAUUAACACUCAAGAACCUGAUCAGCUGUUAGCCUUUGAUUUCUGCAGUACAAAGGUUGUUAAUAAAAUUAUCCUGCAGUCGGAGGGGCUACGAGAAGCAUUUGCUGAACUGGAUAUGACCAGUGAAGUUCUGCAGAUUACCAUGUCUCCAGAUAAACCCUACUUCAGGUUAUCAACUUUUGGAAAUGCAGGAAGUGCACAUCUGGACUACCCUAGGGAUUCUGAUUUGAUGGAAGCAUUCCAUUGUAACCAGACCCAGACAAACAGGUACAAGAUUUCUUUGCUUAAGCCAUCUACAAAGGCAUUGGCUUUAUCUUGUAAAGUGUCCAUUCGCACAGAUGCUCAAGGAUUUCUUUCACUGCAGUAUAUGAUUAGGAAUGAAGAUGGACAGAUCUGUUUUGUGGAAUACUAUUGUUGCCCCGAUGAGGAUAUUACUGAAGCAGAAAUGUAGGUGUAUAUUAUGGCAUCUGUUUUAUAGUUAUGUACAUAUAUAUAAUACUGUAUUUUUUUUAUAAAACUGAAUGAAAGCUGUAAAGUUUGAUAGAUUUUUAUGUUGUAAUUUUUUUUUGAACUCUGGAAUUAGAAAUACAAAGACUUCCUUCUUAUUCCCUUGCAAACAUUUCUUAGCCCUGACUCAAAAAGCUAAGAUGAAAAAGCAAAAGGGGAGUUGAUCUCUGAUAGCCACUGAUUCCAGCACAGAUGUUAAAGUGGUGUUCGUGUAAUAUGUUGCUGCUUUAUAAAGUGUUCUUCAAUAUUUUUGAGUUUUGUUGUUUAUCAGAUGUUGAGAUGCUGCUUUGCACAUGUGGAAAACAGUAUGUUCAUACGUUAUGAAGUUGAUUGCUCCACAGUUCAACAGAAUUCAAGUCCUUUGGGUUUAUUUUAAGUUUAAAAAGCUUUUGUUGACCAUUUUUCACCUCCUGCUUAUGUCAGCAAGAGUAUACUUUCAGCGUACACAGUGUUAACAGUUCACUUUUGUUGUCUUCUGUUGCAAUAAAUACAUUUGACAAACAGUGA
This is a messenger RNA of Tyto alba (common barn owl), 1428 nucleotides long. It is a transcript of the gene RAD1, whose product is annotated as RAD1 checkpoint DNA exonuclease. The coding region runs from base 17 to 865 and encodes 282 amino acids. The transcript has 5 exons. Lineage: Eukaryota; Metazoa; Chordata; Aves; Strigiformes; Tytonidae. Gene Ontology annotation, cellular component: nucleus; checkpoint clamp complex. The record is from RefSeq and is a predicted model, not a curated record. Gene Ontology annotation, biological process: DNA damage checkpoint signaling; DNA repair. Gene Ontology annotation, molecular function: 3'-5' exonuclease activity.